ACCCCUGUCGCACCGCAGCCGCCGGCCAUGGCCUGCCUCACCGACCUCGUCAACCUCAACCUCUCGGACAACACCGAGAAGAUCAUCGCGGAAUACAUAUGGAUCGGUGGAUCUGGCAUGGAUCUCAGGAGCAAAGCAAGGACCCUCUCCGGCCCGGUGACCGAUCCCAGCAAGCUGCCCAAGUGGAACUACGACGGCUCCAGCACGGGCCAGGCCCCCGGCGAGGACAGCGAGGUCAUCCUGUACCCGCAGGCCAUCUUCAAGGACCCAUUCAGGAGGGGCAACAACAUCCUUGUGAUGUGCGAUUGCUACACCCCAGCCGGCGAGCCAAUCCCCACCAACAAGAGGUACAACGCCGCCAAGAUCUUCAGCAGCCCUGAGGUCGCCGCCGAGGAGCCGUGGUAUGGUAUUGAGCAGGAGUACACCCUCCUCCAGAAGGACACCAACUGGCCCCUUGGGUGGCCCAUCGGUGGCUUCCCCGGCCCUCAGGGUCCUUACUACUGUGGAAUCGGCGCCGAAAAGUCGUUCGGCCGCGACAUCGUGGACGCCCACUACAAGGCCUGCUUGUAUGCGGGCAUCAACAUCAGUGGCAUCAACGGGGAGGUGAUGCCAGGGCAGUGGGAGUUCCAAGUCGGGCCUUCCGUGGGUAUUUCUUCAGGCGACCAGGUCUGGGUCGCUCGCUACAUUCUUGAGAGGAUCACGGAGAUCGCCGGUGUGGUGGUGACGUUCGACCCGAAGCCGAUCCCGGGCGACUGGAACGGCGCCGGCGCGCACACCAACUACAGCACGGAGUCGAUGAGGAAGGAGGGCGGGUACGAGGUGAUCAAGGCGGCCAUCGAGAAGCUGAAGCUGCGGCACAGGGAGCACAUCGCGGCCUACGGCGAGGGCAACGAGCGCCGGCUCACCGGCAGGCACGAGACCGCCGACAUCAACACGUUCAGCUGGGGCGUGGCCAACCGCGGCGCGUCGGUGCGCGUGGGCCGGGAGACGGAGCAGAACGGCAAGGGCUACUUCGAGGACCGCCGCCCGGCGUCCAACAUGGACCCCUACGUGGUCACCUCCAUGAUCGCCGAGACCACCAUCAUCUGGAAGCCCUGAGCGCCGCGGCCGUUGCGUUGCAGGGUCCCCGAAGCGAUUGCAAAGCCAUUGUUCCUUCCGUUCCGUUUGCUUAUUAUUGUUAUUAUCUAGCUAGAUCAUCUGGGGGUCAGGUCGUCGUGGUGUGCCAAAACAGAACACAGAAAGAGGAAGAAGAAAAAAAAAACAAGACGUGUGGCGUUUAUGUUAUAUCAUCCAAUAAUGGCCGUACCACACUUGUGGUACCUUUCAGUA
Zea mays is the source of this 1329-nucleotide messenger RNA. Its product is annotated as glutamine synthetase 4. NCBI's taxonomy places the organism in Eukaryota, Viridiplantae, Streptophyta, Magnoliopsida, Poales, Poaceae. Gene Ontology annotation, cellular component: cytoplasm. Gene Ontology annotation, molecular function: glutamine synthetase activity. The record is from RefSeq and is marked provisional.